CCACCCCCCGUCCCGGAGGCACACGGUCCUGCCCGGAGCUCGGCGUGCCCGCCGGAGGGAGGGAGCGGCGGCCGUCGCUGCGGCCGGGGCGGAAGGCGAGAGGGCCGGUAGCCGCGGCCCCAGAGCCGCCGCUUGAGAGGAGGAGAGCGGUGUUCCCGCACCUCCGGCCCCGGCCCGGGUGGAUGAGCGGCCUCCAGGGCGGCGGCGGCGGCUUUUGCGGCCUCUCCAUGGCUGGGCCCCGGCGGUGAAGGCAGCGGGAGCCGCCUGUGUCCGCGUCGCGCCGGGAGGCAGCGCAGCCACCAGGGGGCGGGCGGGGAGGGGGAUGAGCGCCGCAGCCGCCGCCGCCUCUGCGGGAGCCGCCGUCGCUGCCUGUACCGGGGCCGAGGGCGGCUUCUUCUUCUUUUCCAGCGGCUCCGGUCCGGCGGGGCCCAUGGGGCCCGAAGAGGGCUCAGGCGGCGGGCUGGGAGCCCUGCCCGGCGCCCUGGCGGCGCAGCCGCUGGGCUGCCGGAGCCGCUACCAGCUGCUGCUCUCCGGGAAGGCCCUAGCCGACAGAUACCGGAAGAUUUACACGGCGGCGCUGAGCGACCGGGAGCUGGGAAGCCACCCGGGCAGAAGUAAGAAACUUUUUAGCAAGAAAAAAUUGAAAAGGAAACAGAAGACUAAAUUGAAAGUAAAAACACGCAACAAGACUGAAAACCUAGAAAGUACAAUAACUAUACCAGAUAUCAGAUUACAUAGCAACCCUUCAGCUUUUAAUGUUUACUGCAAUGUCCGCCAUUGUGUGUUGGAGUGGCAAAAAAAGGAAGCAUCUGUAUCUUUGGCUUCAAAGAACAGUGUACAGAGUGGGGAUUCAGACAGUGAUGAAGAAGAGGAAUCCAAAGAGCCACCUAUCAAACUUCCAAAGAUCAUUGAAGUUGGAUUAUGUGAAGUCUUUGAACUGAUAAAGGAGACGAGAUUUUCUCAUCCAUCCUUGUGUCUCAGGAGCCUACAAGCCUUGCUUAAUGUGCUCCAGGGCCAGCAACCAGAAGGACUGCAAUCAGAGCCUCCUGAAGUCCUAGAAUCCCUGUUCCAGCUUCUUCUGGAGAUAACUGUCCGUAGCACAGGAAUGAAUGACAGUACAGGACAGUCCUUGACAGCACUUUCCUGCGCUUGCCUCUUCAGUUUGGUAGCAGCAUGGGGAGAGACAGGAAGAACAUUGCAAGCAAUCUCUGCUAUCCUCACCAAUAAUGGCAGCCAUGCUUGUCAGACUAUUCAGGUGCCAACCAUUUUAAACUCUCUUCAGCGGAGUGUACAGGCGGUUCUGGUAGGCAAAAUCCAAAUCCAGGACUGGUUCAGUAAUGGGAUAAAGAAGGCAGCCUUGAUGCACAAAUGGCCAUUGAAAGAAAUAUCGGUAGAUGAAGACGACCAGUGUCUCCUUCAGAGUGAUGGCUUUUUCCUGUAUCUUUUGUGUAAAGAUGGACUUUACAAAAUUGGCUCUGGAUAUAGCGGCACAGUGAGGGGCCAUAUAUACAAUUCUACAUCCCGCAUCAAAAACAGAAAGGAAAAAAAGUCUUGGUUAGGCUAUGCUCAGGGUUAUUUAUUAUAUAGAGAUGCAAAUAAUCACAGUAUGACAGCCAUAAGAAUAAACCCUGAAACUCUGGAACAAGAUGGUACAGUUGCUUUGCCAGAUUGUCAUACUGAAGGGCAGAAUAUCCUUUUCACUGAUGGAGAAUAUAUUAAUCAAAUAGCAGCAUCUAGAGAUGAUGGCUUUGUAGUGCGAAUAUUUGCAACAAGUACUGAGCCAGUACUGCAACAAGAGCUGCAGCUUAAGCUUGCAAGAAAAUGCCUACAUGCCUGUGGCAUCUCAUUGUUUGAUUUGGAGAAAGACUUGCACAUUAUCAGUACAGGGUUUGAUGAGGAAUCAGCUGUCCUUGGUGCUGGAAGAGAGUUUGCACUAAUGAAAACUGCUAGUGGAAAGAUUUAUUAUACAGGUAAAUAUCAGAGCCUUGGAAUCAAACAAGGUGGUCCUUCAGCAGGAAAAUGGGUUGAACUCCCAAUCACAAAAUCUCCAAAGAUUAUUCAGUUCUCUGUUGGACAUGAUGGCUCACACGCCUUACUUGUUGCUGAGGAUGGAAGCAUAUUCUUCACAGGUUCUGCUAGUAAGGGAGAGGAUGGCGAAUCAACUAAAAGCAGACGGCAGUCAAAACCAUAUAAGCCUAAAAAAAUUAUUAAAAUGGAGGGAAAGAUUGUCAUAUCUACAGCAUGCAAUAAUGGAAGCAGUUCUGUAAUUUCGAAAGAUGGAGAACUCUACAUGUUUGGAAAAGAUGCCAUUUACUCCGAUAGUACAAGUUUAGUAACAGAUUUGAAAGGCCAUUUUGUGACUCAAGUAGCCAUGGGCAAAGCUCACACCUGUGUGUUAAUGAAGAAUGGAGAAGUUUGGACAUUUGGUGUAAAUAAUAAAGGACAGUGUGGGCGAGACACAGGCUCCAUGAGCCAGGGAGGAAAAGGUUUUGGUGUGGAGAACAUGGCAACAGCAAUGGAUGAAGACCUAGAAGAGGAACUGGAUGAAAAAGAUGAGAAGUCCAUGAUGUGUCCUCCAGGCAUGCAUAAAUGGAAGCUGGAACAGUGUAUGGUGUGCACUGUAUGUGGAGAUUGCACAGGCUAUGGAGCUAGCUGUGUUAGUAGUGGGCGUCCUGACAGGGUGCCUGGAGGAAUCUGUGGCUGUGGCUCAGGUGAGUCAGGCUGUGCUGUAUGUGGCUGCUGCAAGGCAUGUGCUAGAGAACUGGAUGGCCAGGAAGCAAGGCAAAGAGGAAUCCUUGAUGCUGUAAAAGAGAUGAUACCUUUAGAUCUCUUGUUGGCUGUACCUGUUCCUGGAGUUAAUAUUGAAGAACACCUUCAGUUACGGCAAGAAGAAAAGCGGCAACGUGUAAAUAGGAGACAUAGAUUGGAAGAAGGAAGAGGCCCCCUUGUAUUUCCUGGUCCUAUUUUUAUGAACCAUCGAGAACAGGCUCUAGCCAGAAUCAGACCCCAUCCAGCACAGCUAAAGCAUAAACGGGACAAGCACAAAGACGGAAGUGGAGAAAGAGGUGAGAAGGAUGCCAGCAAAAUCACAACCUAUCCACCAGGGGCUGUCCGGUUUGACUGUGAACUGCGGGCUGUACAAGUCAGUUGUGGAUUUCACCAUUCAGUGGUUUUGAUGGAGAAUGGUGAUGUUUACACAUUUGGAUAUGGGCAGCAUGGGCAACUUGGACAUGGUGAUGUUAAUUCCAGGGGAUGUCCCACAUUGGUGCAGGCAUUACCAGGUCCUAGUACACAAGUUACCGCUGGGAGCAACCAUACAGCUAUUCUCUUAAUGGAUGGCCAGGUUUUCACAUUUGGAAGUUUCUCAAAAGGUCAGCUUGGUAGACCAAUUCUGGAUAUGCCCUACUGGAAUGCAAAACCAGCACCUAUGCCUAACAUAGGCUCUAAAUAUGGACGCAAAGCAACAUGGAUUGGAGCAAGUGGAGACCAGACUUUUCUCCGGAUUGAUGAAGCUCUCAUUAAUUCUCAUGUGCUUGCUACAUCAGAGAUAUUUGCAAGCAGGCAUAUAAUAGGUUUGGUACCAGCUUCAAUAUCAGAACCUCCUCCUUUUAAAUGUCUUCUGAUAAACAAAGUAGAUGGCAGUUGCAAAACAUUCAAUGAUUCUGAGCAGGAAGACCUUCAAGGUUCUGGUGUGUGUCUGGAUCCUGUCUAUGAUGUUAUUUGGAGGUUUCGACCAAACGCUAGGGAACUGUGGAGUUACAAUGCAGUAGUUGCUGAUUCCAGACUUCCCUCAGCUCCAGACAUGCAAUCCCGGUGUAGUAUUUUGAGUCCAGAACUUGCUCUACCAACAGGUUCCAAAGCUCUAACCACCAGAUCUCAUGCAGCUUUGCACAUUCUAGGUUGUCUUGAUACUUUGGCUGCUAUGCAGGACUUAAAAAUGGGUGUUGCAAAUACAGAAGAAGAGACUCAAGCAGUAAUGAAAGUUUAUUCUAAAGAAGACUACAGUGUUGUUAACAGAUUUGAAAGUCAUGGAGGAGGCUGGGGUUAUUCAGCCCACUCAGUAGAAGCAAUCCGCUUCUGUGCUGAUACAGAUAUUUUGUUAGGUGGUCUUGGUCUUUUUGGAGGUAGGGGUGAAUACACUGCUAAAAUAAAGUUGUUUGAAUUGGGUCCAGAUGGGGGAGACCAUGAGACUGAUGGAGACCUUCUUGCUGAAACAGAUGUCUUAGCAUACGAUUGUGCUGCUAGAGAGAAGUAUGCAAUGAUGUUUGAUGAACCGGUACUCCUGCAAGCUGGCUGGUGGUAUGUAGCUUGGGCAAGAGUGUCAGGACCUAGCAGUGACUGUGGAUCUCAUGGACAGGCCUCUAUUACUACAGAUGAUGGUGUUGUAUUUCAGUUUAAAAGUUCCAAGAAAUCAAAUAAUGGUACAGAUGUUAAUGCGGGGCAGAUCCCACAGUUACUGUACAGGCUGCCAACAAGUGAUGGCAGUGCAUCCAAAGGAAAACAGCAAACGAGUGAACCUGUGCAUAUUUUAAAGAGAUCUUUUGCCAGAACUGUCUCAGUGGAAUGCUUUGAAUCUUUAUUGAGCAUCCUUCACUGGAGCUGGACAACACUGGUGCUGGGAGUUGAAGAACUGCAUGGACUUAAAGGAUUCCAAUACACUGCUACUCUUUUGGAUUUAGAAAGGUUGCGUUUUGUGGGCACUUGCUGCCUGAGGUUGCUGAGGGUCUACACCUGUGAAAUAUAUCCAAUAUCGGCUACGGCUAAGGCAGUUGUAGAAGAAACCAGCAAACUGGCAGAUUGCAUUGGAAAAACUAGGACCUUGCUGAGAAAAAUUUUAUCUGAAGGUGUUGACCAUUGCAUGGUGAAGCUGGACAAUGAUCCACAAGGAUAUCUCAGUCAGCCUCUCAGUCUUUUAGAAGCUGUUCUUCAGGAAUGCCAUAAUACAUUCACAGCUUGCUUUCAUUCAUUUUAUCCAACACCAGCUCUCCAGUGGGCAUGUCUUUGUGACUUGCUGAAUUGUUUGGACCAGGACAUUCAAGAAGCAAACUUCAAAACCUCCAGUAGCCGGCUUCUUGCUGCUGUUAUGUCAGCUCUCUGCCAUACAUCAGUAAAACUGACCUCUAUCUUUCCAAUUGCUUAUGAUGGAGAGGCGUUGUUGCGAUCAAUGGUUAAACAAGUCAGCACUGAGAAUGACUCUGCUCUGGCCCAUCGUUUUCCUCUUUUGGUUGCACACAUGGAAAAACUUAGUCAGAGUGAAGAAAAUGUUUCAGGGAUGACAAGCUUUCGGGAAGUUCUGGAAAAGAUGUUGGUCAUUGUUGUUUUACCAGUACGGAACAGCCUUAGAAGAGAGAAUGAACUUUUCUCUUCACAUCUGGUUUCUAAUACUUGUGGGUUGCUUGCUAGUAUUGUGAGUGAGCUUACAGCAUCAGCAUUAGGAUCUGAGGUUGAUGGGCUGAACUCUCUCCAUUCUGUCAAAUCCACUCCAAACCGAUUCACUAAAACAAGUCAGGGAAGAAGCUGGAAUACUGGGAAUGGAUCCCCUGAUGCAAUAUGUUUCUCUGUUGACAAACCUGGUGUAGUUGUAGUAGGAUUUUCUGUUUAUGGUGGAGGAGGAAUUCAUGAGUAUGAGUUGGAGGUAUUAGUUGAUGAUAGUGAUCAUACUGGAGAUUCAACUCAUUCUCAUAGAUGGACAUCUUUAGAGUUGGUUAAAGGAACUUACACCACAGAUGAUUCUCCCAGUGACAUAGCUGAAAUCAGACUUGACAAAAUUGUGCCACUGAAGGAAAAUGUGAAAUACGCAGUUCGUUUGAGGAAUUAUGGAAGCCGGACUGCCAAUGGAGAUGGAGGAAUGACCACAGUUCAGUGUCCAGAUGGUGUAACGUUUACAUUUAGUACAUGUAGUCUGAGCAGUAAUGGCACAAACCAAACACGAGGACAAAUUCCACAGAUUCUUUAUUACAGGAGUGAGUAUGAUGGAGAUCUGCAAUCACAGCUUUUGAACAAAGCUAAUGAAGAAGAUAAAAAUUGUAGCAGGGCUCUUUCUGUCGUGAGUGCUGUUGUACGGGCAGCCAAAGACCUGUUGCACAGGGCUCUUGCUGUAGAUGCUGAAGACAUUCCAGAACUACUCAGCUCUUCCAGUCUGUUUUCAAUGCUGCUUCCCCUCAUAAUAGCCUACAUAGGACCAGUAGCAGCAGCUAUUCCCAAGGUUGCUGUUGAGGUCUUUGGCCUAGUACAACAGUUACUUCCUUCUGUGGCAGUUCUGAAUCAGAAAUAUGCCCCUCCAGCUUUUAACCCAAAUCAGUCUACAGACAGCACCACUGGAAACCAACCGGAGCAAGGGCUUUCAGCUUGUACUACCUCCAAUCACUAUGCUGUUGUAGAAAGUGAGCAUCCCUAUAAACCUGCCUGUGUUACGCACUAUAAGGUGACUUUUCCUGAAUGUGUCAGGUGGAUAACAAUAGAGUUUGACAUUCAGUGUGGCACUGCUCAAUCAGAGGAUGUUCUUCGUUUACUAAUUCCUGUCAGAAUUGCACAGAGUCUGGGAUUUGGACCAAAGCAUGCUUCUGUUCAUGAAAACCUUAAUUCAUGGAUAGAACUGAAAAAAUUCUCUGGAUCUUCAGGAUGGCCCACCAUGGUAUUAGUAUUGCCAGGAAAUGAAGCUCUUUUUUCUCUGGAGACUGCAUCAGACUAUGUGAAGGAUGAAAAGGCUUGUUUUUAUGGUUUCAAAUGUUAUGCAAUUGGAUAUGAAUUUAGUCCAGGAUCUGAUGAGGGUAUUAUUCAGCUGGAGAAAGAACUGGCAAAUUUAGGAGGAUCAUGUGCAGCAGCUUUGAUGAAGAAAGAUCUAGCUCUUCCUAUUGCAGGUAAUGAAUUUGAAGAAGAUCUUGAGAUACUUGAAGAGGCUGCCUUACAGGUCUGCAAAUCUCACUCCGGCAUUCUUGGGAAAGGCUUGGCACUAUCUCACUCACCAACCAUUUUGGAAGCUCUCGAAGGAAAUCUUCCACUGCAGGUACAGAGCAAUGAGCAGUCAUUUCUGGAGGAUUUCAUUGCUUGUGUACCAGGAUCCAGUGGUGGACGACUUGCAAGGUGGCUUCAGCCAGAUUCAUAUGCUGAUCCUCAAAAAACAUCAUUGAUUUUGAAUAAGGAUGACAUUCGGUGUGGCUGGCCAACUGUUAUUACAGUACAAACAAAAGACCAGUAUGGGGAUGUUGUUCAUGUUCCUAAUAUGAAGGUAGAAGUCAAAGCUAUUCCUGUUUCUCAGAAAAAAACAUCUUUGCAACAAGAACAAGUUAAAAAGGUGCAACGAAUACCAGGGAGUCCUGCAACAGCUGCUUCCCCUAGCAGUGAUAUGACCUUUGGAGGACUUCCUUCACCAAAGCUUGAUUCUUCCUAUGAGCCAAUGAUAGUAAAAGAAGCUCGAUAUAUUGCAAUUACAAUGAUGAAGGCAUAUGAAAAUUAUUCUUUUGAAGAACUACGCUUUGCUUCACCAACACCAAAGAGACCCAGUGAAAACAUGUUGAUCAGAGUCAAUAAUGAUGGUACAUACUGUGCAAACUGGACUCCAGGAGCUGUUGGUCUCUAUACCAUUCAUGUUACUAUAGAUGGCAUUGAAAUAGAUGCUGGGCUAGAAGUGAAAGUAAAAGAUCCUCCAAAAGGAAUGAUACCUCCAGGAACACAACUUAUUAAACCAAAAGCAGAGCCUCAGCCAAACAAGGUUUGGAGAAUGGGAGAAAAACCCCAACCAUACAGUAAUAUUUGGGUUCGCAAAUUUGUGGCCAAGGACAGUGCAGGGCUUCGUAUCCGUAGCCACCCUUCCCUUCAGAGUGAGCAAAUAGGCAUAGUGAAAGUCAAUGGAUCCAUCACUUUCAUUGACGAGAUCCACAAUGAUGAUGGUGUUUGGCUGAGGCUGAAUGAUGAGACAAUAAAGAAGUAUGUUCCUAACAUGAAUGGUUACACUGAAGCCUGGUGUCUCUCUUUUAACCAACAUCUUGGCAAGAGCCUUCUGGUACCUGUUGACAAUGUCUUUAAUGCUAGCCAAGGAGUAAGGGAUUUGGACUUUUUUUCAUGGACUUCCAAAGCUUUACCCCCUAAGGAAUCUAGGUCUAAUACUGAUGAUUUUUUCAAAGACCUAAAUUCACACUGCCCACAGGAAGCAGUGAUGCAAGAACAAGAUAUGCCAUUCCUUCGAGGUGGACCUGGAGUGUACAAGGUAGUGAAGACUGGCCCGUCAGGUCACAACAUCAGAAGCUGCCCUAACCUUAGAGGUAUCCCAAUUGGAAUGUUAGUUCUGGGAAACAAAGUCAAGGCAGUGGGCGAGGUGACUAAUUCAGAAGGUACGUGGGUGCAGAUGGAUAAGAACAGCAUGGUAGAGUUCUGUGAAAGUGAUGAAGGCGAGGCAUGGUCAUUAGCUAGAGACAGAGGUGGAAACCAGUACCUCCGACAUGAAGAUGAGCAAGUCCUUCUAGAUCAAAACGUUCAGACUCCUCCUCCAAGUCCUUUUUCAAUACAAGCUUUCAGUAAGGGGACAAGCUGUAGUAACGGACAAGGGUUUGAUUAUGGCCUUGGAAAUAACAAAGUUUUGACUGUUUUGCCCACUACAGGUGACCAACUGAGUGCCAUACUGAAUUCCAUUCAGUCACGGCCAAAUCUCCCAGCUCCUUCCAUCUUUGAUCAAGCUGCAAAACCUCCCUCUUCCCUAGUCCACAGUCCAUUUGUGUUCGGACAGCCCCUUUCCUUCCAGCAGCCUCAGCCACAGCUUCAGAGUGACCGAAUGAAUUUCACAGGAGCUGCUAGACCGAUUUCUCCAGCAGGAAAAUCAGACAUGUCAUCAAAACACAGAGCUGACAGCAGGUCACCCAAGCUCGAUGUGCGAAUGAAUAGAGCUGCUGCUGACCAGAAGAAACCUAGGAAUACAGAAGGCUUGUCUGCCAGCGAGUCUCUUAUGCUGAAAUCAGAUGCUGCAAAAUUGCGGUCAGACUCUCACAGCAGAUCUUUGUCUCCAAAUCAUAACACUUUGCAAACACUAAAAUCUGAUGGAAGAACAACUACUGGUCUGAGAGCUGAAUCACCAGGGCCAGGAAACCGGUCAUCUUCUCCAAAGACAAAGACACUUACAGCUGUUAGAUCUGGUGCUAGUUCUCCACGAUCCUCAUCACCCCAUGACAAAACUCUACCUCAGAAAGCUCCUUCCCCUGUAAAAACAAAGCUUGAUCCUCCUCGAGAACGCUCCAAAUCAGAUUCUUACACAUUAGAUCCAGACACCCUUCGUAAAAAGAAAGUACCACUAACAGAACCCUUAAGGGGGAGGUCCACUUCACCCAAACCAAAAAUCAUUGCAAAAGAUGGAAAACCUGUUACAGAAACUGAAAAUAGAGCUCCUUCCCCUCAUGUGGUACAAGAAAAUCUUCACAGUGAGGUAGUUGAAGUAUGUACUUCAAGUACUUUAAAGACUGACAGCAUUACAGAUAGCACCUGUGAAGACAACACAGAAUUCAGAAGUCUGGAUGAUGGUUCUAAUAAAGUUCAUUUCAGCAUAGGAAAAGCACCGCUGAAAGAUGAGCAAGACAUGAGAGCAUCUCCAAAAGUGAGCCGUAAAUGUGCUGGUAGGCACACAAGACCCAAAAAGGAAAAAUCCAGCUUUCUUUUCAAAGGCGAUGGCUCCAAGCCCGUAGAGCCUGCCAAGCAAGCAAUGUCACCUUCCGUUGCAGAAUGUGCUAGAGCUGUAUUUGCUGCGUUUCUCUGGCAUGAAGGAAUAGUUCAUGAUGCUAUGGCUUGUUCAUCUUUUUUGAAGUUCAAUCCAGAACUGUCCAAAGAGCACGCACCAAUACGAAGCAGUCUUACUCAACAACCUGCAGAGGAAAAAGAAAACAAGUUGAAAAAUAGACAUUCGUUGGAAAUAUCAUCUGCUCUUAACAUGUUCAACAUCUCACCUCAUGGACCAGAUAUAUCUAAAAUGGGUAGCAUAAAUAAAAACAAAGUCCUCUCAAUGUUAAAAGAACCACCUCUGCAUGAAAAGUGUGAGGAUGGAAAAACUGAAACUACCUCCUUUGAAACGUCAAGUCAUCACACAACGAAAUCCAAGUCUCCUCUUCCAUUAACACUGCAGCACUUGGUAGCUUUUUGGGAAGAUAUUUCUUUAGCAACUAUUAAAGCAGCUUCCCAAAACAUGAUUUUUCCAAGUCCUGGUUCUUGUGCAGUGUUAAAGAAGAAGGAAAGUGACAAAGAUAACAAGAAAACCAAAAAAGAGAAAAAGAAAAAAGAAAAGGUUGAAACUAGGCCAAGGGGAAAUCUUUUCGGUGAGAUGGCCCAGCUUGCAGUGGGAGGACCUGAAAAAGAUACCAUCUGUGAGUUGUGUGGAGAAUCCCAUCCAUAUCCAGUGACUUACCACAUGAGACAAGCUCAUCCAGGUUGUGGCCGUUAUGCAGGUGGCCAAGGUUAUAAUAGCAUUGGGCACUUUUGUGGAGGAUGGGCUGGUAAUUGUGGUGAUGGUGGUAUUGGAGGAAGCACUUGGUAUUUGGUUUGUGAUCGAUGCAGAGAAAAAUAUCUCCGUGAAAAGCAAGCAGCAGCAAGAGAGAAGAUUAAACAAUCUAGGAGAAAACCAAUGCAAGUUAAGACUCCUCGUGCCUUGCCAACUAUGGAAGCUCAUCAAGUGAUUAAAGCCAAUGCACUGUAUUUACUGUCACUGAGUAGUGCUGCUGAGCCCAGUAUCCUCUGCUACCACCCUGCAAAAGCAUUCCAAUCUCAACUUCCCAGUCUCAAAGAAGGAAUUUCUGAAGACUUUCCCAUUAAAAUGCCAUGUCUCUAUCUACAGACUUUAGCAAGGCAUCAUCAUGAAAAUUUUGUUGGGUACCAGGAUGACAACCUUUUCCAGGAUGAGAUGAGAUACCUGCGCUCAACUUCAGUACCUGCACCGUACAUCUCAGUUACUCCUGAUGCAAGUCCUAAUGUCUUUGAAGAGCCAGAGAGUAACAUGAAAUCUAUGCCCCCAAGUUUGGAAACCAGUCCAAUAACAGAUACAGAUCUUGCAAAGCGUACAGUCUUUCAAAGGUCAUAUUCAGUUGUUGCAUCAGAAUAUGACAAACAGCACUCGAUUUUGCCAGCCCGUGUAAAGGCAAUCCCUAGGAGACGAGUCAACAGUGGAGAUGCAGAAGUGGGGUCCUCCCUCCUGAGACAUCCAUCUCCUGAACUUUCUCGGUUAAUCUCCGCCCACAGCUCUCUUUCCAAAGGAGAGAGAAAUUUCCAGUGGCCAGUAUUGGCAUUUGUAAUCCAGCAUCAUGAUCUGGAAGGACUUGAAAUAGCAAUGAAACAAGCCUUACGGAAAUCUGCUUGCCGAGUCUUUGCCAUGGAGGCUUUCAACUGGCUGCUUUGUAAUGUCAUUCAAACAACUUCUCUUCAUGAUAUUUUGUGGCAUUUUGUGGCUUCCCUGACCCCUGCACCUGUAGAGCCUGAAGAAGAGGAGGAUGAAGAAAAUAAAUCAAAUAAAGAAAAUGCAGAACAGGAAAAAGACACAAGAGUGUGCGAACAUCCUCUGUCAGAUAUAGUGAUUGCUGGUGAAGCAGCUCACCCAUUACCCCACACUUUUCAUCGCCUUCUCCAGACAAUCUCUGAUCUCAUGAUGUCUCUUCCCAGUGGUAGUGCAUUACAGCAAAUGGCCUUAAGGUGCUGGAGUCUCAAAUUCAAACAAUCUGAUCACCAGUUCCUGCACCAGAGCAAUGUUUUUCAUCAUAUCAACAAUAUUUUGUCUAAAUCUGAUGAUGGAGAUAGUGAAGAGAGUUUUAGUAUCAGCGUUCAGUCUGGUUUUGAAGUGAUGAAUCAGGAACUGUGUAUAGUGGUUUGUCUAAAAGACCUAACCAGCAUUGUUGACAUUAAAACAUCAAGCCGACCGGCUAUGAUUGGUAGUUUAACAGAUGGAUCUACAGAAACGUUCUGGGAGUCAGGAGAUGAAGAUAAAAACAAAACUAAAAACAUCACAAUUAACUGUGUAAAAGGAAUCAAUGCACGUUAUGUGUGUGUUCACGUAGACAAUUCCAGAGAUCUUGGGAAUAAAGUGACUUCAAUGACCUUCCUAACUGGCAAGGCGGUAGAAGAUCUCUGCAGAAUAAAGCAGGUAGACUUGGAUUCAAGACAUAUUGGCUGGGUAACCAGUGAACUUCCUGGGGGUGACAAUCACAUCAUCAAAAUUGAAUUGAAGGGUCCAGAGAACACACUAAGAGUUCGACAAGUGAAAAUUCUUGGAUGGAAAGAUGGUGAAAGCAUUAAGAUAGCAGGCCAGAUUUCUGCAAGUGUAGCUCAACAAAGAAACUGUGAAUCUGAGACGCUGCGAGUGUUCCGACUUAUUACAUCCCAGGUAUUUGGAAAACUCAUCUCUGGAGAUGCUGAGCCAACCCCAGAACAAGAAGAAAAAGCGCUGUUGUCUUCCCCAGAAGGAGAAGAAAAAGUACACAAUGCAACAUCAGAUGCAGACCUGAAGGAGCACAUGGUAGGGAUCAUAUUCAGCCGGAGCAAACUGACAAAUUUGCAGAAGCAGGUGUGUGCUCAUAUAGUCCAGGCCAUACGAAUGGAAGCAACCCGUGUGCGUGAAGAAUGGGAGCAUGCUAUCUCUAGCAAAGAGAACGCCAACUCGCAGCCGAACGAUGAAGAUGCUUCUUCUGAUGCUUAUUGCUUUGAGCUGCUCUCAAUGGUGCUGGCGCUGAGCGGUUCCAAUGUAGGCCGGCAGUACCUGGCUCAGCAGCUGACUCUGCUGCAGGAUCUCUUCUCAUUACUACAUACUGCUUCGCCCAGAGUGCAGAGACAGGUAACAUCAUUACUAAGACGUGUUUUGCCCGAGGUAACCCCUAGUCGUCUGGCUAGUAUCAUAGGAGUGAAGUCUCUUCCACCAGCGGAUAUAAGUGAUAUCAUUCACUCAACAGAAAAAGGAGAUUGGAAUAAACUAGGUAUCUUAGACAUGUUUUUGGGAUGCAUUGCCAAAGCUCUCACUGUACAGCUAAAAGCCAAAGGAACUACUAUAACAGGGACAGCUGGCACUACUGCAGGCAAAGGAGUUACUACAGUCACACUUCCAAUGAUCUUCAAUUCCAGCUAUAUUCGGCGAGGUGAAAGCCACUGGUGGAUGAAGGGUUCAACACCUACACAGAUUUCAGAGAUCAUUAUUAAACUCAUUAAAGACAUGGCAGCAGGUCAUCUGUCGGAAGCUUGGUCCCGUGUGACGAAGAAUGCUAUUGCUGAAACCAUCAUAGCUCUGACCAAAAUGGAAGAAGAAUACAGAUCACCAGUGCGGUGCAUUGCAACAACCAGAUUAUGGCUGGCCUUAGCAUCCCUCUGUGUACUUGAUCAGGACCAUGUUGAUAGACUGUCCUCAGGAAGGUGGAUGGGAAAGGACGGACAACAGAAACAGAUGCCAAUGUGUGAUAACCAUGAUGAUGGUGAAACUGCUGCAAUCAUUUUAUGUAAUGUCUGUGGGAAUUUAUGUACAGAUUGUGACAGAUUCCUUCAUCUCCAUCGGCGAACAAAGACUCAUCAGAGACAGGUUUUCAAAGAAGAAGAAGAAGCUAUCAAAGUUGAUCUCCACGAGGGUUGUGGUAGGACCAAACUUUUCUGGCUGAUGGCAUUAGCAGAUUCUAAAACUAUGAAAGCGAUGGUGGAGUUUAGAGAACAGACAGGCAAGCCGACCACCAGCAGUUCUGAAGCAUGUCGUUUCUGUGGAUGUAGGAGUGGAACAGAAUUAUCAGCAGUGGGAAGCGUUUGUUCUGAUACAGAUUGCCAGGAGUACGCUAAAAUUGCCUGCAGCAAGACACACCCCUGCGGACAUCCCUGUGGAGGCGUUAAGAAUGAAGAGCACUGCUUGCCAUGCUUGCAUGGCUGUGAUAAGAAUGCUACAACUCUGAAACAAGAUGCUGAUGACAUGUGCAUGAUCUGCUUUACUGAAGCACUUUCAGCAGCACCAGCUAUCCAGCUGGACUGCAGCCACGUUUUCCAUUUGCAAUGCUGUCAACGAGUACUAGAAAACAGAUGGCUUGGGCCAAGGAUAACUUUUGGGUUUAUGUCCUGUCCUAUUUGCAAGAACAAAAUCAAUCAUACAGUAUUAAAAGACUUGCUUGAUCCAAUCAAAGAACUCUAUGAAGAUGUAAGGAGAAAAGCUCUAAUGAGAUUGGAGUAUGAAGGGUUGCACAAGAGUGAGGCCAUCACAACACCAGGUGUUAGAUUUUAUAAUGACCCAGCUGGCUAUGCUAUGAACAGAUAUGCUUAUUAUGUUUGCUACAAGUGCAAAAAGGCAUAUUUUGGUGGCGAAGCUCGUUGUGAUGCUGAGGCUGGACAAGGAGAUGACUAUGAUCCAAGAGAGCUAAUCUGUGGCGCAUGCUCUGAUGUUUCAAGGGCUCAGAUGUGUCCCAAACACGGUACAGAUUUCUUAGAGUACAAAUGCCGCUACUGCUGUUCAGUUGCUGUUUUUUUUUGUUUUGGGACGACGCAUUUUUGCAAUGCUUGCCAUGACGAUUUCCAAAGAAUGACAAGCAUCCCUAAAGAAGAACUCCCACACUGUCCUGCAGGUCCCAAAGGUAAACAACUUGAAGGAACAGAAUGUCCACUUCAUGUUGUCCAUCCACCCACUGGUGAAGAAUUUGCUCUGGGUUGCGGGGUUUGCAGAAAUGCUCACACUUUUUAGACUAGCAUUUUUUUUUUACCAGAGCAAAACAGGUGCCCUCAUCCCUGAAAUGUCAUGAAAAUAAAGUCCAGCUGGGAUGAAGACGGGACCAUUUCAUAACCCAGGUAAAAGGAACAAUUUACAGUGCAAGAAGGAUGCCAAAUACCAUGUAUAUAAUUCUUGCUGUGAGAUAUUGACAUUUUUUGAACUGAGACAUCAAAACUUGUGAGGUGUUUGCAUGUGGCCAUUACAGUCAUUGGCUAGGAAACAUUGGACAUUUACAAAUAAAUAAUUGCUAUUAAAGGAUCUGUGUGUCUGUGGACUAUGAAUGAUGCUGGCUUUCAGGAGAAAGAAAAAAUAUUAAUUAUUGUAUACUGACUUUUUGUAAUCUUGUACAAUUGUAACGCAUCACAAGUGGGGAUGGGAAAGAGGAAUAUUCUGGUUUAUUUCCUAGACUGUUAUAAAAAAAAAUUGUGUUAGGAAGGCAUAAAUGUAACAAGUAUCAUGCUGUAUAUAAAGGUAUCAAUGUUUGUCCUGUAUAAGGAUUAUUAAAUUACAACAGCAGUUUCAUUUAAACUUCUGGGUUAUGUUUGAGCCUGAAAUUUUAAUGAAGUGCAAUACUGAGUGUGCCUCAUAUCUUGCAGCUGUAAACAUAAUGGAAUGUACAUGUCAAUAAAGCCACUGUACAUUUUUAUACAGUGAAAGUCUAA
Messenger RNA from Falco peregrinus (peregrine falcon), 15345 nucleotides. It is a transcript of the gene MYCBP2, whose product is annotated as MYC binding protein 2. Gene Ontology annotation, cellular component: nucleus. Bases 323 to 14656 code for a protein of 4777 amino acids. The record is from RefSeq and is a predicted model, not a curated record. Lineage: Eukaryota; Metazoa; Chordata; Aves; Falconiformes; Falconidae. The transcript has 85 exons.